AUGGCUGCACUCAAGGCUCGCGUAGCUGCUGCGAUCGGAGGCAGUAAAGCCAAGGGUGGGCUGAAUGUUGGCCUCCAUCCGGCUUUGGAGGAUUUGGGGUCCUGGAAGCCGUCAGGCUCUUCGACAGAUGUUCGCAAUGCCAGUCAGAGGCCCCCAGCGCAUGCUUCCAAAGGGGCGAAGACCUCGACCAUUUCGCAUGACUUGCUGCGCAACCGUACCGACCAGCACAGCAACCCAUACUUCGAUGAACAACUGGCCGCACAGCCAUCGGCUGGGAAGCAACGACAAUCACGCCAGCUUGUUUUCAACCAAAAGGGCAAAUACAUCCAACAGGCCAACGCCUUGAGGCGGCAGGCUGCUCUCGAAGCAAUGAAGAAGCGCAUCGCAGCGCAGACGAGGAAGGCUGGCAUCGACGACGAAUUGGAUCUAGAGAAAAACUUGAUUGUGGACGCCCCUCCCGAGAUUGAAUGGUGGGACGAGGGACUGGUGGACGGCAACUACGACAGCAUCGACGACGCUGCGCGCCUCAAGAUUGAGAGCCCAGACAGUAUCGUCACGGAGUAUAUUCAGCAUCCAGUGGCACUCGAGCCACCGCAAGAUCGAAAGGCUCCGGCUCCCAAAGCCAUGUAUCUGACCUCGAAGGAGCAGGCAAAACUGCGCAGACAGAGGCGCAUGGCCGAGCUCAAGGAGCAGCAAGCAAAGAUUAGACUGGGUCUUGUUCCGGCACCACCCCCCAAGGUGAAGAAAAGUAACAUGAUGCGCGUUUACGCAGAUUCGGCCGUCAAGGAUCCCACCGCUGUGGAGACCAUGGUCAAUCGUCAGAUCGCAGAACGGCAGCAGACUCACCAGCUAGCCAACGAUGAGAGAAAGUUGACGAAAGAACAAAAACACGAGAAGCUCGCCGCCAACCAGGAGAAAGACGCCGCCAGUGGCAUUCACAUAGCCGUGUUCCGGAUUAACAGCCUGGCCAACGGACAACAUCGCUUCAAGAUUGGAAAGAACGCGGAGCAGCACUCAUUGACCGGAAUCUGUAUCAUGCAUCCCCGACUGAACCUGGUUAUCGUUGAGGGAGGUGAGCACAGUAUCAAGAAAUAUAAGCAACUCAUGCUCAACCGUAUCGAUUGGACGGAGAAUUCGCGUCAUUCGAGAAGAGCGGACCGCAGCAGGUUGCAAGAGACUGGCUCAUUGCUGAAAACGAGCAAGGGGGCUUGAAAGACAUGUCAUCGAACGAAUGUAAAUUGGUUUUCGAGGGUGAAGAGAAAGCUCGGGCGUUCCGUAAAUGGGGCAGCAAGGUGUGCGAAUCAGACUCUGAAGCGAAGGAUGCUUUGACACGGGCGAAGAUGGACAAUUUCUGGGCACUCGCCAAAGGCAUGUAACGGUCAUUAUCAAAUGCAGUGUUGGGAGGAAGUUCCAUGAGCAGUGUGAAAUAAACGGUCAUGUUGGGCGAAGAUCAGGCAUGACACGUGAAACAAACAGGUCGCCUGAAUAGCGACCCCCGUCUGUACACCAGAAGGCGAACACUCAUCAUCAGAAAAAUGUAGCAUCUGUAACAGAAGAUUUGUGAGCAGUUCAGAUGUAAUCCCCGCUAACCAGCCCAGUUAUUGAUACUGCGAUCCGAGCAUC
This is a messenger RNA of Verticillium alfalfae VaMs.102, 1623 nucleotides long. Its product is annotated as U4/U6 small nuclear ribonucleoprotein Prp3. NCBI's taxonomy places the organism in Eukaryota, Fungi, Ascomycota, Sordariomycetes, Glomerellales, Plectosphaerellaceae. Gene Ontology annotation, biological process: mRNA splicing, via spliceosome. The coding region runs from base 1 to 1212 and encodes 403 amino acids. Gene Ontology annotation, cellular component: U4/U6 x U5 tri-snRNP complex. The transcript has a single exon. The record is from RefSeq and is a predicted model, not a curated record.